Messenger RNA from Acanthocheilonema viteae, 696 nucleotides. The record is from the annotation of a GenBank genome assembly. NCBI's taxonomy places the organism in Eukaryota, Metazoa, Nematoda, Chromadorea, Rhabditida, Onchocercidae.
AUGGGUGUUGGAAUAUUGGAUGUAAGCACAAUGCCUGAGGGCUACUACUAUUAUGGUGCUUCUGCUGGACGAGAAUGGUUCAUUGAUCCGCGCAAUAAAUUUCAUGACCUCAGUGUAACUGCUGAACAAUUGCGGUUUCUUGAUAAGGCAUAUUUCACAAGUUUUGGUGUACGACACCAUACAGGAACUUCUAAACACCCAGGAAUACAAAUAUUUCAAAUGCAUCGGAUCAGGCCUACAGAAACAUUAUGACUAAAGAAAGUUAACGAAAUUGUGAACGAGAUAGAUGGAAUGCGACGAGAACUGAUAGUAAAUGAAGGAAAUACCGAUAUUAAAAUAUUCCUGAAGAAUUCAGAUGGAAUAAUUUUCAAUAAAGGUCACGGUAUUGCAUUAAUGGUUAAACAUAUUCGUUGUAAAUUAUCCGAUGGUAAUAUUUUGGUAUGCGGUGACAGCGAAUCUGAUUUACCGAUGGUAGAAGUAUGCUUAGGACGUAAUCCAUGUAAUGUUUAUACGAUUUGGGUUACAGAACGACAAGAUUUAAAGGAAAAAGUAACGUCGUUGUGCAAUCGAUAUGGGAACAGAAAUAUCGCGUUCGUAUCAUGUCCUGAAGUGUUGCUUGGCGCGAUGGCUCAAGCAACAAUACGUGAAUUUAACAUUACUAGGCCACGAAAUAAGCUACUGCGCAAAAGCAUGUAA